Molecule: messenger RNA, 2443 nt
Organism: Oncorhynchus kisutch (coho salmon)
Lineage: Eukaryota; Metazoa; Chordata; Actinopteri; Salmoniformes; Salmonidae
Exons: 2
Coding region: 83-1423 (446 amino acids)
Source: RefSeq, a predicted model, not a curated record
UCUUCUGCUGGGCUGUAAAAGGAGGUGAGGUGGUUCAGGGUUCACUAGAUCAGAGGACGGUUCACCAGGAACACGGAUUACCAUGGAGAGAAAAGCCUUGCUUUGCAUCUUCUUCUUGUUGCUACCACUGGCCUUAGUGUCUGCAGACAUACCUGUCCUUAACUCAAUAAGUGACCUCAGGAACAUCGAGUUUGGCCACACAUUCCCUCGUCAUGGCCUAAUGCUGCUACACUUUGUCUCUGGCGGCCUAUACGUCGAUAACAACGAUGUACUCAUACCAACGUUCUCGCCAGAAAGGGGAGACUGGGGCUUCCAUUACUUCAAUAACUAUGAAGAACUUUUUCCACCACUGCAAGAUCAGAACAGACAGGGUUACUACGCAGUCGGGAAUAUCAACACACCAACAGCAUACCCACUCUAUCCUUAUGUCACUCGCAGCUACUACCUUACCCCAGGAAACUUAGAGAGGAACAUGGACAGGUUAGUUGUCAGAACAAGCCCCAACAGGCCACUGUUAGAGGCAGUCUACAUAACACAGCACUAUCGAGGAAGCAGUGAGUAUGACCCCCAUAACACCUACCAAGUCAGCCCCGCCCUCCUGCGGGAGAUCAGGACCGUCAUCCAUAACAGGGUGGACAGUGUGCAGGCAUUUCUGUACGCUGCCGGCUAUGAUGUAGACUCCAUGUUCUUCACACAGAACUGCUAUGCCCCUGGUAGCACAUACAAGGUUGAAGAAGCAGGCAGAAUGACUCUGAAUGAGUCCACUGCUAUAAUGAAAGAGGCAGUGGUGAAUGACCACCACACAGAGUGCUAUGCUGUUGUGCUCCAGGUGAAAUCCACCGAAAGUGGGUACGCCCGGCUCGGAUGGGCUAAUGUCCCUGACAGACUACUGGAUGUGGGGGUGAUGCUGGCACUCUUUAAUGACAAGGGAAAUAAUCUCUUAUCUCUCUCUCUUGGCACGCGCAGCUACGGAACCUAUGACAGCAACCAGUACCUUAACCACGGCCUACAGGUCAAGCUCCUCUCCAAGGACGGGUCAAAUGUCUUCAUAAUCGGGCCUCGGUAUGAUGACGCAGACAGGAAGGUUCCUGUUGGCAUAGAGGGUUAUGACGCCAGUCUGCAGCUCUACACUAAAGGCACCUAUGCUUGCGCUCGACUGUUCAUCAGUAAGACCUUCACCGAUUGGCAGACUGAUUUCAAUUACUCGUGGGUUGGAUUCUACUCCAAUCACAACUAUGCUAGUGAUUCUUACGAUACUUACGAGUACGCUGUCAGAUUCACUAAGCAGGAUGACACAAACAUAAAAUAUGAUAUAUAUUCGUAUGUGUCUAGUUUGUCCAUUCAACCUGGAGCUCAAGCUCGAUUCUUCCUCACGAAAACAUACGAUAACAUUCUGGCAGAAACUACACCAUGGGAAAGGUAAAAAGGUGUCCGGAAGAUUGCUGGUUUUAGUAUUAGUGUCUCCAGCCAUGAGCGAGGUACUUUACCUAUCAGACUGUUGAACAAAAACAGUCAUUUAAGGAGAAACCAGCAGAAUCUUACAACACUUGGAAAGAAAUUGGAAAGCAACAGUGUAAAUUUAAAGCACCCAACAGAGAACACCUCAGUCAUGUGAUUACCAAAGAGCCCAGUCUCCACCGCUUACACAACACCACACCAUCUCCGUGGCGACAGAGCAGCCAAUCACCAUGCAGACGGCAGUAGAGAGCAGACAGGAUUGGACACAUCUGACCCUUCUGUAACUCAGAGACUGAUUAGACGACUACUAAAAUAUGUUUUGUCUCAGGUAAUAAGAUGGAGAUGUAGGGAGAGGAUGAGUGAAUGAAUCAAAAGGCGUAAAUCGGCAUAAUGCCCUGAGGUAGUUUAUCUACCCUGAGCUACCUGACCUAUGAUAACUUCAUAACUGCAAUUGAACAAACUACCCUGACCAGACCAAUCGAGAACUGAUGUCUGUAAUGUUUACAUGUCAAAUGUUUGUAUUGUCUACUGCCGUUAAUUGUGGUACAGGUUUUCUAUAUAAAUUGUAAAUGAUGUUUUGUUGUGUUCAUGGAGCCCAGGAAGAUUAGUGGUCGUCAUGGCGUCAGCUAAUGGGGAUCCCAAUAAAGAUAAAGAUAAAUAACAUUGUGUUAUAUUGAAGGCCAUGAUUAUCAAGAUUAGUAAUGGAUGGGUAGAUUUGUUUGGGCUGGUUAGACUCACAUUCUAACAACAGAGGAGCAGAGGAGGGCCAGCAGUAUUUUGACUAGGGUUGCAAAAUUCUGGGAACUUUCAAUACGUUUUACAACAAAAUAUAACGAUUGAAAGAUUGUGUUUGUAAAAUGUGUAUGUAUGCACUGAAGGUUAUUAAUAUGUAUAAACUGAAGGUAGAAGCAUGAGUGUUAUUGUUUAUUAGUUUACUCCAAUUGGGGGAAGGGGGUUUGCAGGGGUUAAUAAAGGUAUAUUCUAA